Molecule: messenger RNA, 1203 nt
Organism: Thermochaetoides thermophila DSM 1495
Lineage: Eukaryota; Fungi; Ascomycota; Sordariomycetes; Sordariales; Chaetomiaceae
Product: O-methyltransferase-like protein
Exons: 2
Coding region: 1-1203 (400 amino acids)
Molecular function (GO): O-methyltransferase activity
Source: RefSeq, a predicted model, not a curated record
AUGUCCAAGGACGCUGCCCUCGCCGAAACCCAAUCCCUCCUCGCCGCCCUGCAGUCUCUCGACCUUAGCGACAACACCCAACGCGUCGCCCUCCUCCGUCAAACUAACCGCAUCCGUGCCGCUCUCGAAACUCCCCUCGAGCUCGCCUCACGAUGGAUGGAAACCGUCGCCGCAGCCGGUGCCCUCCAACUCCUGAUCCGCAUCGGCGUAUUCGACAGGCUGCCCGCCGAUGGGACCCCUAUCUCCGCAGCAGAGCUGGCACAGCAAGCGGGAGUCGAUGCGUCCGUUGUGACGCGGUGCAUGCGGAUUCUGGUAGCCCAAGGUCUGGUCGAGGAGAUGAAAGGGGAUGUGUAUAAGAGGAAUGGGCUCAGCGACUUCUUCAAGAGCGAUAAACUUGGGGCGAUGAUGUGCACGGGGUUUAUGUUUGCUAGAAUAUGGGCCAUGUUUCCGGACUAUGUUAAGACCCAUACGCCGGAGGAUUUAUGGGAUGUGACGAAAAGUCCGUUUGUCUGGACCAUCGGGCAGGAGGGCAAGUCGUUCUAUGAGGUGCUGGAUACCUGUCUGGAUCCGGUACAGAGGAGUUUGUUUGAUCUGACGAUGACCAAUGUGGAGGGGAUGUAUCCCACGAGGGACAUGUUUCCUUUUAGGGAGAUGAAGGGGCAAGUGGAACUGGAGCCAGAGAGGCCGUUUGUCGUGGAUGUUGGGGGAGGAAGGGGCCAGGUGUUGAAGGUUAUUAGGGAAGAGGCGGGAGAGAUUAAGGGGGGGAGGUAUAUCCUGCAAGAUUUACCCAUUGUGAUUGAGUCGUUGAAGGGGGAGGAUUUGGGGGAGGGAAUCGAGGUGAUUGCGUAUGACUUUUUUGCGGAGCAGCCUGUUAAGAACGCCCACAUUUACUUCUUCCGUAUGAUCCUGCACGGCUUCAACGACGCCAUGUCGGUGCAGAUUUUGAAGAACACUGUCUCGGCUAUGGGCCCUGAUUCGAGGCUGAUUGUCUGCGAGAAGCUAGUGCCGGAUAUGGUGCCGGUCGGGGGGUCGACGGAGCUUUAUUGGUUGGAUAUGCUCAUGAUGUCGGUUGGUGGGAAGGAAAGGACGGUUGCUGACUUUCAGAGGGUGUUUGACCACGCUGGGCUGGAAUUGGUCGGGGUCUAUAGGAGUAAGACGAGUCAGGCGGCUAUGCUCGAGGGGAGGUUGAAGAGGGUGGCGUAA